Messenger RNA from Pelodiscus sinensis (Chinese soft-shelled turtle), 2205 nucleotides. The record is from RefSeq and is a predicted model, not a curated record. Lineage: Eukaryota; Metazoa; Chordata; Testudines; Trionychidae.
AUGGGCAGCCUCCAAGAGGAUGGGAGGGCAGAUGAGUCCAAUGAAGAAGAGGAGGAGAAAGAGGACAAGGCGGAGGCCAGCCAGGCAACCGUGCCUGCCAGCGAGGACCUGUUUCUCCCCGCCCCCCAGGAUGUCUCCCAGGCUUCGGAUGAACCUAAGAAUGGCACUUCAGUGUUAACAUACAACUGCAAAAGCUGGCGAUCCACUAAAAUGUUAGAUAGAAAACUGGAUACCUUUGAAAAGAGGAAAGAUUCUGGGCACUGGUUGGAAAGAUUUCACUUUACAGGUCUGAAAAGUAAUCAACCUGCAGCUCGUUUCCACCAGAAUCAGAAUGAAAUGUCUCUUAACGUGGAUGCUGAAGCUGACUUCUGUUUGGAAGAAAGUAGAUUCAAACAGUAUUGUGCAGAGUUCAUUAAACAUUCACAGCAAAUAGGAGAUGAUUGGGAAUGGAAACAUAUAAAGAACUUUCCUGAUGGUUAUAUGAGUAAAACGCAGAUCCAAAUGAAAAAUGGAACUAUCCCAUCAGUUUUCAAGGACAGCACUAAGGAAAGUGAUGACCAAACAUUGACACAUGUUGAGGAAGCCCUGGAUGAUUCUCAAGUAGCUGGAGUCUCUGCAACAUCAGAAGUGAUUCGCUAUGAGUAUCAUGUCUUGUAUUCUAGUAGCUACCAAGUACCUGUGCUUUAUUUUAGGGCAUGCUUUUUAGAUGGAAGACCUUUAACUCUGAACGAAAUUUGGGAAGGUGUUCAUGAAUGCUACCAGGCUCGUCUACUGGAGGGGCCUUGGGACACCAUUACACAACAGGAGCACCCAUUACUUGGUCAACCAUUCUUUGUCCUUCAUCCCUGCCGAACUAAUGAAUUCAUGGCUCCUGUAUUGGAUAAUUCACUAAGAGAAAACAGGAAUAUAAACUACAUUACAUCAUGGCUGAGUAUUGUAGGCCCAGUUGUGGGAUUAAAUCUACCUCUGAGUUAUGCAAAACUAGUGUCUGAACAGAAUACAGAAGCAGAUUAAAUCAAAAGGGCCCACAAGUUGAAGCACGGGCAUGAGUGAAUUGUAAAUCAGUUGCAACCUGGUCUGCAACUGAGCUCAGACACAAACCACCCAGUUCCCUCAUGGUCGGCACAGCUCAGUAAGGCUUGCCAUUCAGGUCUCUUUCCCCUAACAGCAACAUGCCUGAUGACAACUGAACACCAAAGAGCUGGCUGCAUUAGUGAUGCCUCACGUUCCACAUGGACACAAGCUACAUUCUAUGUGAUAACGCUGAUUCAGUAGGGUCCUUUUUUCCCUGGAUUUGGUCUUUACUGAGAUGAUAUCAGAACACCUAAUAAAAGGCCAAGCUUCCUGACAUGGGAUUGAAAGAAUGGCUUUGACUCUACUGAAAGGUAUCGGACUGUGUAUCUAGAGAAGUAUGCUAUCAGUCUGCAGAUGUUCACAGUUAAAUUAUAUAUGUGCACCUUGGUGUGGUUAUUCCAUGUUAGGGUUAGUAUGUAACCUGGAAAGAAUAGGUACACUUAAUUGCCAGAAUUCUAAUGAUCCCUCAGGGGGGAGAAUGUUUUGUAUAUGUAUUGAUUCAUUGAACAAAUGGAUCAGAAUUGUAGAUGAAUAGUACUAAUACACUGUAUUGGCUAAAGUAUACAAUUCUAGAAUUCAGGGUGUCUCAGUACAAUCAUGUGAGCAUGUCCCUUACAACUUCUUCACUAUGUCUAAAGGGUUUUCUCUCCUAGGGAAGGUACUGUGGUAAAUUAGCAUUUCUUUUAGAGCUUGUAAGUAUUCAUGAGUAAAUGCCUGAUUCUGCAGUCCUUACUCAAGCUAAACUCCCACUGGUAUCAUGAAGUUUUGAAUGAGUAGAGACCAUCCCCAAGAUCUGCGAAAAACAAGCUAGAAAUAACUUCAGUAUGACAGUUGAUUUUGAUUCCCUCUGAAUCACAUUUUGUUCUCUGUUCUGCAUUUAUUUUGUACAAUGCUCAGUAGAUAAGAAUUACAGAUUUUGCUUUCAGUGGUUUAAUGAAGACAACAUCUACAUGGGAAGUCAAAUAUUAUAAUAUGUUGCAAAUAUAAAAUUUGAGGGAUUUAAAAAUCUGUACUCAGAAGUUUUAUCUUCAUGUUUUUAACUUAGGCUAUGUCUACACUGCAGAGCUAUUUUGGGAUACCUCUGGUUUCCCGAAAUAGCUAUUCUGCAUCUUAAGAGAAAGCCCAUUACAG